Messenger RNA from Pan troglodytes (chimpanzee), 1963 nucleotides. RefSeq names its product double homeobox A (gene DUXA). The coding region runs from base 57 to 671 and encodes 204 amino acids. Gene Ontology annotation, biological process: regulation of transcription by RNA polymerase II. The record is from RefSeq and is a predicted model, not a curated record. Gene Ontology annotation, cellular component: nucleus. The transcript has 6 exons. Lineage: Eukaryota; Metazoa; Chordata; Mammalia; Primates; Hominidae. Gene Ontology annotation, molecular function: RNA polymerase II transcription regulatory region sequence-specific DNA binding; DNA-binding transcription factor activity, RNA polymerase II-specific.
GUGCAGAGUGACUUGUCUCCCAGACAGUGGCUCAGCCUUCAGGACUCUCUUCCAGCAUGGCCGAAGACACCUAUUCACACAAGAUGGUAAAAACAAAUCAUAGGCGCUGUCGCACAAAAUUCACAGAAGAACAGUUGAAAAUCCUCAUCAAUACCUUCAAUCAAAAGCCUUACCCAGGUUAUGCUACCAAACAAAAACUUGCUUUAGAAAUCAAUACAGAAGAGUCCAGAAUCCAGAUUUGGUUUCAGAAUCGAAGAGCUAGGCACGGAUUCCAGAAAAGACCAGAAGCUGAGACUUUAGAAUCAAGCCAGAGCCAGGGGCAAGAUCAACCUGGUGUGGAGUUUCCAAGUAGAGAAGCCAGACGGUGUCGUACCACCUACAGCGCCUCUCAGUUACACACUCUCAUCAAGGCAUUUAUGAAAAACCCAUAUCCUGGGAUUGAUUCCAGAGAAGAACUUGCUAAAGAAAUCGGUGUUCCAGAGUCAAGAGUCCAGAUUUGGUUCCAAAAUCGAAGAUCUAGAUUACUUCUCCAGAGAAAAAGGGAACCUGUGGCGUCCUUAGAACAAGAAGAGCAGGGCAAGAUUCCUGAGGGACUGCAAGGUGCAGAAGAUACACAAAAUGGCACCAACUUCACUAGUGACUCCCAUUUCUCUGAAGCCAGAACGUGGUGAACACAGUCAAAUUCAGUGUACUUGAUAAUAUCAACUGGGCCCCAAAUCUGUCUCACAGUCUUCCUGGGAGUCUAUCCUUCUGCUGAAACUGCAAGCUAAGCCUUCUGAAGAUGGUAAAGGACUUGGCCAGAUGUGGUGGCUCACACUUGUAAUCCCACUACGUUGGGAGGCCAAGGCAGGAAGAUUGCUUGAGCUCACUCAGGAGUUUGAAACCAGCCUGGACAACAUAUAGCAAGACUCUGCCUCUAUUAUAAAAAAACAAAAUAAAUGAAAAGGACUGUAGGAGGCAGAGACGGGUACAGGGGGUACCACACUACCCUGUUGACACAGCCUAGAUCCAGAGUUCAGAAGACCUUGAGACAAUGAAAAUAAACUUGGUAAUAAUCUUUUUUCAAUCAUCACAGUAAUUAUUGAUUUGUACAAAAAUCACUUGACGUCGUAACCUUAAAGUGACACUGCUCUGCCUAUGGAGUAGCUGUUCUUUUAUUCCUUUACUUUCUUAACAAAUUUGCUUUCACUUAAAAAAAAACCUUUAAGUUCAAGGAAGAACAAGAUAUAUACUUCAUCUCAAAGAAUCUACUCACACACACUUAUUAAUUACAAAAGGAAAAUCAGUAAUUUUACAGCAGAGAAAUAUGGCCAACUCCACCUUAACCAAGUGGCUGAAAGUCACUGCACCAGUAAUGGCACAAACCAAUGUGAGAUGCUUCCUGAUAUGAUACAGUAAGAAGGCCACAGUCUCUUCUGCGUGUUAGUGACAAAAGGUGGGUAAGCUGAAACUAAUAAUUAGGCAAUGUCAAGUGAACACAAAUUCAGGAUGACAGACUGCAAAGUAACAUCCAUGUAUUCUUCAACAAUGGAUUGAUCAGGGCUACUCAGAAGGCUGAGGCAGAAGGAUUGCUUGAGGCCAGGAGUUCCAGAUCAGCCUGGGCAACAUGAUGAGACCCCAUCUCUACAAACAAUUUUUAAAAAAUGAGCCAGGUGUGGUAGUGUGCAUCUGUAGUCUCAGCAACUCAGGAGCCUGAGGCAGGAGAAUGGUUUGAACACAGGGAUGGUGAGGCUGCAGUGAGCUAUGAUCGUGCUACUGCACUCCAGCCUGGGCGACACAGCAAGUUCUUGUUUCCAAACAACAGCAAAACAAAACAAAAAAAAUGGAUAGAAUAAUGACCAAAAAAUGGAGAAAAAGUAGGCUGACUCAGGAAACACUUAGAAAGUACAGCCAUACCUCAAAGAUAUUGUGGAUUGGGUUGCAGACCACCACAAUAAAGCAAAUAUUGCUAUAAAGUGAGUCA